GCAAGGUCCAAAAGGCGUGUACACUGGUGUACACCUCUCACUCGGUCAACACAUGUUUAUUUAAGUACAAAAUCAUAUACGUAUACGUAAUAAUACGCAAGUGUUAUUAUGAAUAUCUACGUAAACCUUUUUUUUUUUUUAAUUAUUUAUGUUUAUUAAAAAUUUAGUCUAUUAAAAGUUAAAUUAAAUUGAAUUAUAAUAUAUUUUUAAGUAUAAAUAUUAUUGUAAAUAUGGAUCCACCAGUAUUUCCUGAAGAAAUAUGGAUCAAAAUAUUACUUUAUUGCGACGUACCGGACAUCAUUGCUUUCGGCAGUACUUGCAAAUAUUUAAGAAAAACAUCAGACACUGAUUAUCUCUGGAAAAUGAAAUGGUUACAAUUGAUAUCAAAAGUACAAUUUAAAUUUCCAGAUAUAAAAUGUUUACAAUUAUUAAGUGUAAGUUUUAAAGCAAUGUGUUAUCGUUUGUAUAUGGUAAUAACACUUGGUGAAAAUCCACCAUUUCCAAAAUGUUGUCAUUGCAGUGGUUACACAUGUCAUCGUAAUUGUGUUGAAGGUUCAAGUUCAAAAGUUGUUAUUGAAAUUGGUAAUAAAUUCACCUGGGUUAUAACACCACAUUUUGGUUUAAAACGUCAUUUUUCAUUAUUUGGUAUACCAAAAUGUGAUACAAAAUUACAUCCAAUACAAAAUAAUAAUACCAAUUUAUCACAAUCUCAAAUAAAAAUUAAUAAAAAUGAUAAAAAACAAAGUAGCAGUAGUAGUAGCAGUGGUGGUGGUGUUGGUGGUAGUUGUGGCAGUAAUAGUACAAUAUUAAAUCGUACAAAAACAGAUUAUAAAUCAAUUGCUAAAAAAUUAAAAUCAUUAAAAUUAUCUGAAUUAACAACAAAUAAAUUACCAAGACCAAGUGGUCCAUUUUGUGUUUUUUGUAAUUCAGUUAAAUUAUAUAGAGAAAAAAAACGUUUAACUGUACAUCCACUUGAAGCAUUAUGUUAUACAAAAUCAAAUCCUCUUUAUCAACGACUUAUUAAUGGCUAUUGUACAGAUACUGUUGAAGUACUUGGUAUACCAAAUGUUGAUGUUGUUAGUCCAGCCGAGGCAUUACUUGAUGAUGCAUCAUUUUCAGUAUUAAAAACAUUUGUUGAUCAUUUAUUUCAUCAAAUGGAACUUACUCCAACCCUAAGAAAACCAAAUGCUGUAUUAAUUUUUUGUGAACCAUUAGCAAUGCAUCCAUUAUUACGUAAACAAUUAUUACAUUAUUUAUUUCAAGAAGUUAAAGUUGCAAGAGUUUGUCUUGUUCCAAAACCAUUGGCAGCAUGUGCAAUGCUUGAUGUUGAAACUUGUGUUGUUAUUGAUAGUGGUGCAUUAAGUACAACUGUUGCUGUUGUUAUUAAUGGAAGAGUUAUGCCACAAAGAUGGAGAUUAUUACCAGUUGGUGGUUGGCAUGUUGCUUAUCAUCUUAAACAAGCUAUGCAUUGGCAACCAAAAGAAUAUCAUCAAAUACCAAUAUCACAUUUAGAUACAAUUGCUGUUAAAGAAAGAUGUCGACUUAGUUAUAAUAUUGAAAAUGAAGAAAUUAAAAAAGGACCAACUAAACGUGAACAUAUUAAUCUCAGGGUUGAUAGUUAUGCUGAUUAUAAACAAUUUUGGAAAGUAUCACUGGGUCCUGAGCUUUAUAUUGCACCUGAAAUGAUGUAUGUUUCAUUAAAUUUACCACAAAUUAUUAAAGAAGUAACAACUGGUCUUGAUGCUGAUUUAAUGCAUGAUUGUUUAUCAAAUAUUCUUCUUACUGGUGGUAAUACUGAUUUAUCAGGUUUUGCACUUAGACUGAGAAAAGAUUUAAAACAAUUAUUACCUGAUCAUCAGGCAAUUAUUGAAGUACAAAGUUGUCCUGGUACUCACAGUUGGAAUGUUGCAAUGGGAUCCACUUAUGUACCACUUGCUGUUAAUCCAGAUAAAACACCACCAGAGUAUGUCGAAGGAAAUCCAUUUUGGCUUUCUCGCGAAGAGUAUGUACUUUUUGGAUGUCAAUCUCUUGAAUAAUGAAAAUUAUCAACGAGAAAAUAAUUGGUAAAUUUUAAAAUAUUUUUUUUUAUAUUAAUAAUAAAUUUAAUAGUCUAUUUUAUUUAUUUUUUUUUGCUUUAUUAUGAAGUUUAAAAUGCAUAAAAAUACGUUAUCAUGAUGAAAUAAAACGUAUAGUUUAUGAUAACUGUUAAUUAAUAAAUUAUUGAUGCAAAAAUAUAUUAAAAAAUUAUUAAAGUUUUUGCACAUAAAAACAUUAUUAAAUGCACAUUUCUAUAUUAAAAAUAAUAACAUCUUUAUAAAAUUUAUAAAAAACAAACAAAAUGUUAAAAGUUCAAAUUUAAUUUUUAAAAAAAAUUUCAAAUAUUUAGCUUUUUUAUUUAUUUUUAUUUCAUAUUAAAUUUAUUGUUGAUUGUUUUUUUGAUUUGUAAAUAGUUUAUUAAUUGUAUUUAUUUAUUUUGUAAAUACAAAAAUUAGUGAGGAUUAUAAAAAAAAAAAAAUAUUAAAAAAAAUAAUGAUUUUAUGGGGCUUUAAUCAAAGCAAGUAUUAUCUUUAAUUUAUAUUUGACAAAAAAAAAAUAUGCCCAACAAGUUGAGAGGAUAAAAAGUUUAUUUAAUAAUAAAUAAAUAAAUAAAUAACAAUAAUAUAAUAAUAAUUGAUAAUAAAAUUCUUCUAGUCAGUACGAAAUGAGUUGUUCAUUGUAAUUUUGUGUACGAAUGUUUGUCAAUAGAUUAUAAUUAAUAAAAAGAUAAUAUAUUUAAAAAAAAAACAAAAAACUAUGUUGAUAAAAGUAUAUUAGACCCUGUUGAAAAACAAAAAAUUUUUCUAUUAAUUAAUUAUCAAGUAUUUGUUGUUAAAUAAAUUGGAAAAAUAGAUGAAAAAUCUGUGUAAAAUCUCACCAUAAAAAUUAUUUCCUUCCUCACU
Messenger RNA from Aphidius gifuensis, 2939 nucleotides. RefSeq lists its product as uncharacterized. Gene Ontology annotation, cellular component: SWI/SNF complex; NuA4 histone acetyltransferase complex. The record is from RefSeq and is a predicted model, not a curated record. Lineage: Eukaryota; Metazoa; Arthropoda; Insecta; Hymenoptera; Braconidae. Gene Ontology annotation, molecular function: chromatin binding; protein binding. The coding region runs from base 231 to 2036 and encodes 601 amino acids. Gene Ontology annotation, biological process: regulation of transcription by RNA polymerase II. The transcript is spliced from 4 exons.